Helianthus annuus (common sunflower) is the source of this 1248-nucleotide messenger RNA. RefSeq names its product aldose reductase. Gene Ontology annotation, cellular component: cytosol. NCBI's taxonomy places the organism in Eukaryota, Viridiplantae, Streptophyta, Magnoliopsida, Asterales, Asteraceae. The transcript is spliced from 6 exons. Gene Ontology annotation, molecular function: aldose reductase (NADPH) activity. The coding region runs from base 45 to 1013 and encodes 322 amino acids. The record is from RefSeq and is a predicted model, not a curated record.
AGACAGUUCGAGAAAAAAGAAAACGGGGGUUAAGUUGAAAAGACAUGGCGCAAUCAACAUUGAGAGCGAAGGAAGAAGAACAGUACUCGUUUGUGCUGUUGAGCGGACACAGAAUUCCUGCAGUUGGUUUGGGGACAUGGCAAUCGGGUUCCGAAGCUUCUAACUCUGUCGCCACCGCUGUUCUUGAGGCUGGUUACCGACACAUUGAUACUGCAUGGGAGUAUGGUGUUCAAGAAGAGGUGGGGAAAGGUCUUAAGGCAGCCAUGGAAGCAGGAAUUGAAAGGAAUGAUCUCUUUGUUACAUCCAAGCUAUGGUGCAGUGACCUCUCCCCCGAAAGGGUCCGUCCGGCACUGCUAAACACCCUUCAAGAGCUUCAACUUGACUACCUUGAUCUUUAUCUGAUCCAUUGGCCGUUUCGACUAAAAGACGGAGCCAGCAGGCCUCCAAAGGCUGGAGAGGUUUUGGAAUUUGACAUGGAAGGUGUGUGGAGAGAAAUGGAGAAACUUGUAGCACAAGACCUGGUUAGAGACAUUGGAAUAAGCAAUUUCACAUUAAAGAAGCUCAAUAAGCUCACUGGUUUUGCUCAAACAAUGCCAUCUGUAUGCCAGAUGGAAAUGCAUCCGGGGUGGAGGAAUGACAAAAUGCUGGAAGCAUGCCAGAAGAAAGGGAUCCAUGUCACGGCGUAUUCGCCUUUGGGAUCACAAGCAAAUGGCCGCGAUCUCAUCCAUGAUUCGACGGUGGAGAAGAUAGCAAAGAAGUUAAACAAGAGUCCCGGGCAGGUUCUUGUGAGGUGGGCGAUCCAACGAGGCACAAGUGUAAUACCUAAAUCAACAAACCCUGAUAGAAUCAAAGAAAACAUGCAUGUCUUCAAUUGGGUAAUUCCGGAUCAAGAUUUCAAUGUUCUAAGUAACAUCUCGGAUCAAGAAAGAGUAUUGCAUGGUGAAGAUCUCUUUGUGAACAAGAACGAUGGACCAUACCGGAGUGUGGCAGAUAUAUGGGAUCAUGAGGACUGAAAUAACUUAAAAAAGUCUAGUUACAAUAAGUAUGGGUGUUUAAAAGUUGUUUUCUUUUUUUUUUGGUGUGUGUAAUAUAUGUCUAGUCAUGUUUGUAACCUGAGAGGCGGAUCGGCUAACGGGUCAAAACGAAGGAAACUUGUACGUAGUAAAAGAUGUUAUGGUGUAGAAUAUGCAAGUUAAUUUGGUUGAACUUUAAUGAAUAAGUUGCAAUGUAUUGUGGUGUUUAAUUAAA